Molecule: messenger RNA, 7464 nt
Organism: Lytechinus pictus (painted urchin)
Lineage: Eukaryota; Metazoa; Echinodermata; Echinoidea; Temnopleuroida; Toxopneustidae
Product: furin-like
Exons: 8
Coding region: 111-1649 (512 amino acids)
Biological process (GO): peptide hormone processing
Cellular component (GO): trans-Golgi network; Golgi membrane
Molecular function (GO): serine-type endopeptidase activity
Source: RefSeq, a predicted model, not a curated record
GUUUUAUCAACAGACAUGGAACCAGAUGUGCAGGAGAAGUAGCAGCCCAAGCAAACAAUAGCAUAUGCAGUGUGGGCGCGGCCUAUAACGCUGGUAUUGGAGGUGUGCGUAUGUUAGAUGGUGACGUGACCGAUGCCGUAGAGGCGCAGUCUCUGAGUCUCAAUCCUCAAAUAAUAGAUAUCUACAGUGCUUCCUGGGGACCAGACGAUGAUGGCCAGACUGUGGAUGGUCCGGGAAAGUUGGCCAAGAUUGCCUUCAGGAAUGGAACUGAAAAGGGACGGAACGGUCUUGGAUCUAUCUUCGUGUGGGCCUCAGGAAAUGGAGGGCGCUCUGACGAUAGCUGCGGUUGUGAUGGGUAUACCAAUUCAAUCUUCACCAUCUCAGUGAGCAGUGCUAGUGAGAGAGGAAAUGUUCCAUGGUAUUCAGAAAGCUGUGCCUCUACACUAGCAACUACCUAUAGCAGUGGCAGUGGUAAUGAAAAACAGGUGAUGACAACAGAUUUGAGGAAAAAGUGUACAGACAGUCACAGUGGAACCUCUGCCUCAGCUCCUCUUGCUGCUGGUAUAUGUGCCUUAGCUCUUGAAGCAAACCCUCAGUUGAAUUGGCGUGACCUUCAGCAUAUCAUAGUCAUGACAGCACGACCUGAUAAUAUACACACAACUGACUGGAGUGAGAAUGGAGUGGGUCGGAAGGUGAGCCAUGAUUAUGGGUACGGCCUGAUGGAUGCGGGUGCCAUGGUGAUGUUAGCUAAGAAUUGGACCCAUGUUCCUGACCAACGCCUAUGUACCGUCAGCUCCAUGAAUGGAAAUGGACAGAGAAUCACAGGACGUUCUGGAUUGGUAAUCCAUGCCCAGACCACAGGCUGUCAGGAGACUCCAGAUACCCACGUUCGCUUCCUGGAACAUGUGGUGUCUCGGAUCACCCUGGACUUCCCGACCCGAGGGGAUCUAACCAUAGCGUUGAUCUCACCGGCCGGCACCAGGUCCACACUGCUACCUCGUAGGCCCCAUGAUAGGAACAAGAAAGGAUUUAAAGGGUGGGAGUUCAUGACCACUCAUUCGUGGGGAGAGAACCCUCAAGGAGAAUGGACCUUGGAGAUCAAGAAUCAUGGUGUCAAUGAUCAAUCAGGAAUCCUACAUGACUGGACCCUGCUCCUGUAUGGUACGCAGCCACAUCCCGUCGAGACCCACGAAGGACCUACGCACUGUGUAGAAGGCCAGUACAUGGUGUCCAACACCACUAGUGAUGUUGUCGUCCACGAAUGCCAAGCCUGCCACAAUGCCUGCCUGACGUGCUAUGGAGCCGAUAACGGUCAGUGUGUCCAUUGCCCGGAGUACCUGGAGAAAGACGGUGGGUUCUGUUUGAUCGCCUCUGCCAGCUCCUCUCCAAUGUUCAAGACGAGCUCUUGGCUAGUCUUAGGUGGAUCCAUCACCGUUCUGUGUCUUGCAUUCUUUCUCUUAUUCUGCAUCAUCUUCGGUUCUCUCCAAGCUGCCGAUCACGGCUAUUGCGCGUGCAGCGGUAAGGACUGGAUUAGUAGCAGUGACAGCGAUGACUACAACUAUCGGCAGCUCAUGAAGUUAGAAGAGAAUGAAGACGAAGAGGAGACGCUACUGUCCGUUCAGAAGAACGGCAAACUGCCACCUUUAUGAAACCAAAAGUUUCAUGGAACAAUAUCUCUCCUUUUUGUAUAAUUUCAAGUCCCAUGCGAAAAUUGAAUUAAGAACUAUUUUCUUAUGCUUAUUACAUGCAGGAAUGUAAAAGUUAGUCAUUUCAUAUGAAUAUAUAUUUUGUUCUUCUUUCAUUUGAUGCUCACAUCUUCAUAUCUGAUUGGCCCUUCAAUUGUUUCAACUACCUGAAAACCUCAAACAAACAGAACAGAAUACCGCUUGAUAAUUUGUAAAUUAGCAUCAUUUAUUAGUCUGUUCACCCUGUGUCUUAACCACAAAAUAGGUGGAUAUAAUUUCUCCUGUUUUCCUAUUUAACUAAUCUUUCAUUAACAAUUUAUAUGGACUUAUCUACUCUUUAAUAACUGUGAUGUUUUCUUGUCAGUUCUUCGGAGACCUCAUGUCUCCAUGUUAUCAACUUCAGGCCUAUUGGAGGCAAACACAUCACCAGUUUAAAUGGCUGUUCAAAGCUAUUUAUAAUAGAUUUUGGCCAAUUCAUUUUCAGUGGGUUACGACAAUGCUCCUAUUGCUAUGCUAGGCAAGUACAUUUCAAACAUAACUGCGUAUCGUAACAAAUUGAACGUGAAUUCGACAUACUACAUGUAUGUUAUAAAGGGUUCUGAUUCUUCUCCAACUUUGGUGGCAGACUUUUGUGAACCGCUAUCAAAACCAGCAAUACGUAAUUGUCCCUUUGGCCUCUAUUCUGGUUUUGUUGAUUUCUCCUCAAACUGAUAUGAGCUACUUUCUUCAUAAAUCAUUGCACGUUCAAGCCCUUUGAUCAGUGCUUACCAGCAUUGUUAAUAAAAAAGCAGAAUUUAAUUUGAAUUUCAACUAUAGCAUAAGUAUGGAUUUCAACUGUGGUGUACGUAUCAAUUUACGACAUAGGUAGCAACCUCUUUUGCCUAGCAAGAGUUCUCUCCUUGACUUGGGGACCGUUUCCAGACAAAAUGGCCUUUAUUCUGAACUCGGGUUUAACUUCGACUGUGGUCUAACAAUUCUAAAAUUGUGGGAAGCCAAACAUGUCAGAAUUUGAUCACAUGGUAUGUUUCUUAUGUUUACUGUGCUCUUUCCUAAUUCUCUGAUGGUGAAGACAAUUAUAUAUACAUGUAUGUUAUUUAUCCUUCCAGACAAUUAAGAAUGAUUUGAGAGUCAAAUGAGCUGAUAAUAUUAACAUCUACUUUUAGAGAUUUAUGUCACAGUUGGCCAUCCAUAGUAAAACCACAACUUAAAGGUCAAGCCCACCCCAGAAAAAUGUUGAUUUGAAUAAAUAGAGAAAAUCAAACUAGCAGAACGCUGAAAAUUUCAUCAAAAUCAGAUGUAGAAUAAGAAAGUUAUGGCAUUUCAAACUUUCCCGUAUUUUUCACAAAACAGUGAUAUGCACAACUCAGUGACAUGCAAAUGAGACAGUCGAUGAUGUCCAUCACUCACUAUUUCUUUUGUUUUUUAUUGUUUGAAUUAUACAAUAUUUCAUUUUUACAGAUUUGACAGUAAGGACCAACUUGACUGAACCAUCUAGUAUUAAACAAUGCUGAUUUCACAUGUUCAGGGAGAAAUUAAUCAUUGUUUCACUUGACAAUGAGGGGAAAAUCCAUAUUUCAUAGAAUGAAAUACGAAAGAAAUAGUGAGUGGAUGAUGUCAUCAGUCUCCUCAUUUGCAUACAGACCAGGAUGUGCAUAUAACUGUUUUGUGAAAUUAAGCGAAACUUUAAAAUGUCAUAACUUUCUUAUUUUACAUCCGAUUUUGAUGAAAUUUUCAGUGUUAUGCUUGUUGGAUUUUUCUCUUUUUAUUCAAAUCAACUUUAUGUUUGGGUGGACUUGUCUUUUAAGACCAGACUUUAAAUUAAACUCGACUUCAGAAUACAUGCCUAUGAGGUUGCCAUCACUGCCAUAUUUCUGAAACAACAUUUUCUGAGCUGUCCUCAAAUUUUUUUAUUGGGAUACAAGAAUUCAACACUCCAGCGUAGAUAUUAAAAUUCUGGAUGACAAAGUAUGAUAUUUUCGGCUCCCCUUCGAUGAAAUCAAGUUGAGUCAAUAUGUCUUAUAUUUAUCUGCAUUUUUUUCCUGUUAAGUUCCAAAUUUCAAAUGAGUGAGUAUUGGAACACAUUGUCUAUUAAUACCAAAGCUCUUUGUUCGAGGUACAAGGUCCUUCUUUUUCUGCUAGAUGUGGGGUUAUGAGAGGAUUGGUGUGUAUAAUGAUAUUUAAGUGCAGUUGAAAUGUAUGUUGUACCAUAAGUGUCUUAAUAAUAUUCUGUAUUGGUUGUACACACCAAUGUCAUUGGUUAUUUAGAAUUGUCAGACAGAUUUUUUCAUUCCAGUAGAAGAUUUGAUACAACGAUUUUUGUUUCAUACUGCAUUUGAUAAUGAUGUCUUUUGUAUUCUCUCUAAUUAAAAGGUGGGUAUCAUUAUUAUAUUUUACUAAGUACAUGUACAUCAAUAUCACCUAGUAACAGCCCCUUUAAGUCAUCCGUAUUUAUAUUUGACAUUUAUUUGAAAAAUUUGUAGAUGUUACACUAUCCUCCAUUAAAAAUAAUAAAAAUAAAUAAUAAUGGUUACAUUUAUAUAAUGCUUAAUAUUCUUUAUCUAAGGGCUUUACAUUGUAAUUAUUAUUGCCCGGGUCAUUGGAUCCUUGCAUGCCUGCACACAAAGUAUGCACAUUGUUCACUCCCUGGGGAGCAUUCCAACAAGAGUUCCAAGACUCAAUUGCUAGGCAUACUACAUAGGCUUUCUCAUCCUACCGGGUACUCAUUUAACACCUGGGUGGAGAGUGGCAUAGUGUGGAUUGACGCCUUGCCAAAGGAUGCUAGGCCAUGGUGGGAUUCGAACACACUGCCCUCUGAUUACAAGGCAAGAGUCCGAACUGCUACAUCAUGACGCUUCCAAUCGAAUCAGUUUAAUUUAUUGAGAUCUAGAAAAUUACAGGAAAAUUUGGCCUGAUUGAUAUACAUGUAGCACAAAGUUAUAUGAUGUAUACUGAUGAUGCAAAUGAUAUGGAGAAUACUACUAACAAAGAGCAAAUUUUCCUGUAGGCUCAUGGAAAUUGCUGGUCAUGUGAUAGAUUUCAGCCAAUCAGGAUCCUUAUCCCCAUUGUAUAUUUAGGAUAUAUGAUUAAAAUUGAUGCUCUGUAUAUGUUGUUACUUAGGGCAAUACACAGAAGUAAUUUAACAAGCUAUUUAUCAUAUGUUGCAUAGAUUGAGGCUAUAUUAUAUCUGCAUUGUACCCUUUAUAUUGUGAUUUGUUAACUGCCAUAGGAUGAGUCAUCAUUUAUAUUAAAUCAUGAGGCAAAAUUCAGAGAAUAAUAGUCUUAUUGCAAGUAUGUCCUGUAAAAAUAUACAAAGGACGAGAAUGUGAAAAUAUGUAUUAUUUUUGUUGGAUGAAUUUUGUGACUCUUCCUUUGUAAAGUAUGCAUCUGGCCAAGAGAAUGAUGGAAGUUAUUUUCGAUUUGUUUGUACAUAUUAGCCAUUAAUUUGAAUCAAAAUAUGAUAUCUGAUUUUAAUUUCAUUUUCAAAUGAGUUUGUAGGGAGAAGUUCAAUCGAUAAGAAUUUAUUAAAAUUGUUAUCUAGAAAAUAAUCUUAAUUUGGUUUUGUACAUGUACAUGUAAAAACUGCUUCCCCUAUUUUUUUUACAAAUAGAGAAGGAAUGCAUAUUAAAUAUUUGUUCAAAUUAACAACUGCCGUGAUAUCAUAAGGAAAGUAAAAACUUCUUUUCAGCAAAAAAAAAUAUUUUAGCUUGCUUUUAUGAAUAUGCACCAUGUAAAGCAGUACUUGUCAUUAAGUUAUUAGUAUAUACAUUACAUACGUGCAUUUAUUUCCCAUAUCUCAAUUUGUUAGCAUAAAAUUUCUGGUACAUGUAUGUAGUUUAUCUAGACCAAAAAUGCUCUAAAAUGAAGAAAUGUGGACUGAAACCAGAGUAUGCUGAAAAUCCCUUACACAGAUAAGCACAUGUGGGCACAUGUAUUAUUUACUGCUUGGACAAAGACCUGUUAGCCUGACGGAAUGCCAAGCUUGCUUUGCUUAUAACUCACCAAUUACUAAUUUUUUACUGAGAAAACCUUUGCACGAUUUUUGUUUCAAUUAUAGAGAUACAAAAAUAUGGCAUUUAAUGAUCCUUACCACAAAUGGAAGUUAAGUUUAAAGAGGUUGAAUUGGAAACUAUUGGUGGUUUUGGCUAGUUAAGAAUAAAUUACAGAUGUAAUUCUGGUACAGACAUUGUUCAUAGGUUGACAGAUGUAACUCUGUGAUGAGCCAUUUCAAGAUUUUAGUGCCUAAACAAUCAGCAAUGCCAACAGAUUGUGAUAUAAACCAUAAAGCCCUAACUCGGUUCAACUUGCUUAUGCCCUUUAUGCAUUGACAUCAUCGUGCUGCCAUCUUGAAGGUUGAAGCCAUUGCCUUGUAAUCUGCGUAUCGUGCUGAUUAAACCUCGUAUCUCAAAAUAUUUUGAUGAUAGCUCAGAAUAAGCUAGAUUUUAGAGUUAUAACAUGGGCAGCAGCAACCUUCUUAUGCCUCAAAAGAGUUCUUCACAGGUAUAAGGAGACUGUUUUCAGACAUGAGACUGCUAUCAUUGUUAUAUUUUUAAAAUACUGCCUGUUCUAAGCUGCCCCCAAGUUUUCUUUAAUUUUGAGAUACGAGGUUUUAUCAGCCUAGCAAUGAUACAUGUAUGAUGCCUAAAGAGUAUGUAUGAACCUAUUUUUUGCUGCAUUAUGUAUACAAUUUAUUUGUAUCUCUUAUUAAGCAUGAUCCAUUUCAUAUUUAGCUUUGAUAAGAAUGAUUUCUGUGUAUGAGAUAGCUUUCAACCAAGAGCCUCCUAGGACAUUUAGAUUAAUACUUCUCAGUUUUUAUGCUAUAGAGAUUGUCAGAGAAUUUCAGAUCCCACUUAAAAUGCAUGUCGAAUCGAUGACACAUUUUAUCUUGCGACAUUUGGUCAGGUCUUAGUAUCUCAGAGUGCAUAGGGUAAGGUUAGGAUUGUAAUUAUAGAGUUUUUGGUUCAGAAUUAGGGUUUAUUUAGUUUUGGAGGUUGGGUUUUAUAUUUGGCUUAACGUGCAGAUUUUCCAUCGGAGCAAUUGUCGCUGGAGCGAAUGUCAUGUAACCGUCUAAUCACCCAUGUCUAGGAAAAGAAACUAACUUAAUUUCUGAGAUUGUUUACAACUGUCAAUCAUAGAGAAUGGAAACUUCACACAUCAGCUGAAUUCACAAAGAUUGUUUUGAAUACAUUGUUUCAAAUCAAGUUUAUGCAGAUUAUAUUCUAAAUUAUGCUAUGACAAGGUGUCUAAUAAUGAAUGCAUGCUUUUGCCACAUGGAGGAUAAAUUGAUGCUUGUUACUAAAAAGGUAACAUUUAAUAGUGAGUCUACAGUUUGUUUCGAUUUAUUUAAGUAAAAGUGGACUCGUGCAUGUACAUUAACCCUAGGGAUAAUCCUGUUAAUUUGAUAGCUCCAUGUCAAAAGCAUGCAUCCAUUACAAGAUGUGUUCUCAAUAGCGUGCUGGAUGAAGGGUACUCAAUGCAAUAUAAUCUGCAUAACCCAUGGCUUGAAACCAAGAAUUGAAAACCACCUUUGUGAAUUCUGGCUAUUAAGAUUGUCAAGUGUUCCUAUGCCUGAUACAUGCUGAAUUAGCUAGUCAUAUUUUUUUACUAUUUCCUGUAUAAUGAUAUCAUAGUCGAUGGUUCAUUUGACCUGUCAGAAAUGUUAUAUUUAAAUAUCUGGUAAAUAUACAUACAUUGAGCAGAAUGAUAUGGUAUGGAUAUAAAAUCAACUUUGAUUUAUUAUUUUCCAUUUGAUUUAUCCGAAUAAAGCAUCAAUGUUUUGUAA